UCCGGCUUCCAUUCCUUGACUAAAAAGUAAAAGUAGCUCUCAAUUACGUACUCACCCUCCUGAUCACUGCCACAACAGCCUCCGCCGCAACCACCUUGCUCUCCGGCGCGCCGCCGCCUCUUUAUCAAACGGAAUGCUUCCACUCUUAUUUAUUUGACUUCCAUUCGAGGGGCAGGAGCGCUCGGGCGAAAGGAAAUGGGGAGUGAGCUGCGGGAGCCUGUGGAGUUGAGAGCUCUCCAAUCGCUCGGUCUAGGGUUUGAUCUCACGUCUGACUUUCGCCUGAGGUUUGCCAAGGGGUACCCUAAUCGGCGGCUGGUGGAGCUUGACGAGGUGAAUACCGGCGACCUCGUCUUCCCUGGAGGUCUCACUGUCCGUGGGGUGUCUAGGGAUAUCGGGUGUGACAAGGGGGAUCGGAUUCGGUUUUGCUCCGAUGUAUUGGAGUUUAAUCAGAUGUCUGAAUUUUUCAAUCAGAAGUCUUCGAUCCAAGGAAAAGUUCCUUUGGGUUACUUUAAUGCUCUAUUUGAUUUAAGUGGAGCAUGGUUCGAUGAUGCCAAGGAAACUAAAAAUCUUGCUUUUAAUGGCUACUUCAUUUCCUUAUUCAAUUUGCAUUUAAGAGCAUCUCCAUUGGUUCUUUGCAAUGAAGUAAGGAGUGCCGUUCCAUCCAACUGGGAACCUAAGGCACUAUCGAGGUUUAUCCACACAUAUGGGACUCAUAUAAUUGUGGAAAUGGGCCUUGGAGGUCAAGAUGUAAUUUGUGUUAAACAAAACCAUGUUUCAACAGUAUCACCCACAGAUGUUAAGAUGCAUCUGGAGGAUCUUGGAGACUUGCUAUUUUCUGAUGGAAGGGGCACUUCACCUUUAAAUCAGAUGACUAGAGGAGGAAAGAACAAGGUGCCCGAUGUGUUCUUCAAAAUUUUGCAAUCUAACAACUUUCUGCUGACCAGUCAUUCUGAAAGUUCUAGCAAAGAUGGGCUUACCAUAAUUUGCUCAAAGAGGGGUGGAGAUCCAUAUUUAUGCAGCCACUCCAAAUGGCUGCAGACAGUACAUAAUAAACCAGAUGUGAUACUGUUUAAGUUUGUUCCUAUCACAUCUCUUCUAACUGGCCUCCCAGGAAGUGGCUAUCUUAGCCAUGCAAUCAACUUGUACCUUCGUUAUAAACCUGAUCCUGAUGAGUUGCAGCACUUCUUGGAGUUCCAAGUUCCCCGUCAAUGGGCACCACUUUACUGGGAACUAAGUCUUGUUCAUCAGCACCCUCAACUAAGGAAAUCUUACCCAUCACUUCAAUUUAGAUUGCUUGGCCCUAAACUUCACAUCAAUACAACCCAGGUCUCGAGUGCUUUCAAGCCAGUAACUGGGCUGCGGCUGUACCUCGAGGGAUCAAAAUGCAACCAGCUAGCCUUACACAUACAGCACCUUUCAAGCCUCCCAAGCAUGUUUGCAUCAGCCACUUCCUCCAGACUUUCCAAGUGGCAAUCAUCAGAAGACUCGGCCCCGGAAUUUAUCGAACCAAUUCAGUGGAAGAGCUACUCCAGCAUCUGCACUGCUGCUGUAAAACACAACCCCAAGUGGUUCGAAAUAGUUUCUGAGGGCGCCUUUGUCGUCACCGGUGCUCAGCUCGUGACAAAGGACAAAUGGUUGAAGAAAUCCCUCCACCUUCGUCUUCUCUUCACUCACAUCCCUAACUGCACCAUCCAAAAGACCGAAUGGGCUCAAAUUCCAGCAAAUUCACAUAAAGGAAGCUUUUUCUCAAAUAUCAGCACGACAUUUAGUUCGACAUUCACCGGCCAUCAAAACCUGUCCGUAAAACAGGAGCCUUCCACGCUAAAUUCUGGUGUUUUUCCUGAUGUUCCGCCUGCACCAAUACAAUCGAAGAAGCUGCUGAGAUUUGUCGACACGUCUGAGAUUGUUCGAGGUCCAAAUAAUGUGCCUGGCCAUUGGCUAGUUACUGCAGCAAAGCUAGUCAAGGAAGGGGGAAAGAUAGGCUUACACGUCAAGUUCGCAUUGUUAAAUUUUUCUGACCAGUGAUAGGGAUUCCUUUUGUAAAGUAUCAGGAUUUUCUAGUGCUUGUAUAUUGAGAUAUCAGUGAUUGUUAAGGAAAUUAGGCCCAUUUAUAUGUAUGGCGUAAUUUUCUUUCUUUUUUUUUUUUUUUUUUUUUUUUCCAUGUAAAGAACUGAAGAGCAGAUUGCAGCAUCCGACUAUCUUAUGAUUUACCUCCGUGCUUGUACAGGAACAAAUGUUAUAUUUAAGUCUGUUUAAGGCUAUAUAGCCUGUUU
This is a messenger RNA of Phalaenopsis equestris, 2273 nucleotides long. Its product is annotated as MACPF domain-containing protein At4g24290-like. Gene Ontology annotation, cellular component: plasma membrane. The record is from RefSeq and is a predicted model, not a curated record. The coding region runs from base 196 to 2025 and encodes 609 amino acids. Lineage: Eukaryota; Viridiplantae; Streptophyta; Magnoliopsida; Asparagales; Orchidaceae. The transcript is spliced from 7 exons. Gene Ontology annotation, biological process: plant-type hypersensitive response; regulation of salicylic acid mediated signaling pathway.